UUGUCCAAGAUGGCGGCGUUUGUGCAGCUUCUCUGAUGCUGUCAUGUUUUUAACCGAUUUAAUGCUUUUAUUUCGAUAUUUAUGCAUUUGUUCAACGCCCGCCGGGACACCGUGUCGCUGCCGUACCCGUCGCCUGCCUCGCUGCCUCGGCUAACCCCGCUGGAAGUCUCUCGUCAGGCCGGAUUCCCGCUGCAGGACCGAAAAGUUUGAGCUCCAUCCUCCGCCUCGAAGAUGAAGAGGCAGGCCGGGAGGGAGAGCAGCCCGACCAGGGCCAUCGCCAAACGGCUCCGAGAGAGGGAGAGAGAGCGGGAGAGCGCUCGGAGAGAGGAGCUCCCACCGCCGCCGCUGGCUCUGCUCCUGGCGGAGAGCCGGAGCUAUCACCGCCGGAGCCGCAGCAGGGAGCGAGAGAAGCCGCGGCUGAGGGAGGAGCGAGCGGCCGCCCUGGAGCUCCACCACCGACACGAGCUCAGCCUCCUGGGCCGACCCCCGCUCAGGACCACGGCUGCCGAGCUUCCCGCCGCCCGGCCCGGUACCCUGGAGUAUAAAACGCUGCUGAUCAGUAACCUGGGCUCCCAGGUGUCCGAUGAGGACGUGGAGGACUCCCUCUUCCACGAGUUCAAGAAGUUUGGAGAUGUUUCAGUGAAGCUGUCCCACACCCCGGAGCUGGGCAGGAUCGCCUAUGUGAACUUCAGACACCCGGAGGACGCCAAGGAGGCCCGGCACGCCAAAUCCUCCAGGUUAGUUCUGGGAGACCGACAGCUGAAGAUUGAGCCGAUGUACGUGAGGAGGCGGAGUGUGACGCCUCCUGACCCCGGGUAUCUGCCCCUGCACGCCCCCUACCCCUACAGACAGCGCUCCCUGUCCCCGCCAGGCCCUGGGGUGAGCAGUCUGAGGGACUUGAGGGCCCGACACUACGCCCUGGAGACGCUGACCUUGAGCAGGGAGAGGGAGAGGCUGCUGGAUUACUACGGUAUGCUGGAUGAGAGAGGCCGGCCCUAUGGCUUCCCUCCGAUGCCGGUGGUGGAGGAUUUAAAACCUGAGGAUGAUCAGAGAGCAACCAGCAACCUUUUUAUCGGCAACCUGGACGGCAACGUGACAGAGGCCGAGCUCAGGAGGGGUUUUGAUAAGUACGGCAUCAUAGAGGACGUGGUCAUUAAACGGCCGGCGCGUGGGCAGGGUGGGGCGUACGCUUUUGUGAAAUUUCAGAACUUGGACAUGGCCCACCGAGCCAAGGUAGCCAUGCAGGGGCGUCUGAUUGGCGGUAACCCGAUAAAGAUUGGAUACGGAAAAGCGAACCCCACUACACGGCUCUGGGUGGGCGGUCUGGGGCCGGGGAACUCUCUCGCUGCCCUGGCUCGGGAGUUUGACCGUUUUGGAAGUAUCCGGAACAUCGACUACGUGAAAGGGGAUAGUUUCGCCUACAUCCAGUAUGAGAGUUUGGACGCCGCUCAGGCCGCCUGCAGCCAGAUGAGGGGUUUUCCUUUAGGCGGUCCGGAGAGGCGUCUCCGGGUGGACUUUGCUAAAGUCGACGAGAGCCCCUCGCGUCCCUUUCCUGCUGGUUACCAGCCCGCUGUCGCUGCCCCCUCCCACUAUGAUGUCCUGGGCGAGGCCUACAGCCGCCAUCGCAGCCUGGAGCGAGAGCUGAGGGCAGCCAGAGACCGCACCUCGCCACCCGCUCACAGCCUCCUCACCCAGAGAGAGAGGGCGCUGCUGGAGAGAGACUACCCAACCAGCCCCACCCGCAGCCUAGAGAGGAGGGUGGGGGCCGUGGAGGCGUUUGGGAGGAGAGCAGCGAGAAGCCGCAGCAGGAGCAGGGAACGGUGGUUAAAAGAGCGGGAGGAGAGGAGGAACAGGAGGAGGAGCCUGUCACCUGACCGGCAGGUGGAGGAGAGAGAAAGGGAGAAGGAGAGGGGGCGGUCCAGGAUUCGGGGACCAGGAGGGGCCAUCUCUCCUGAUGCCAGCCCGGACCGAGCGCGUGUUCGAGCACCUGACUCCACCACUGAACCCAGAGACCACUCCCCCGACAGUGGCGCUGGAGGCCGGCACUCUACCAACGAAGAAGACCUCCCAGCAGGCCGCCACCACAGCAAACGGUCAUCCAGCGAGCAUCUCAACAAUCACAACCAUCGGAACAGUGAGAGCCUUGCCGCCAGCUCUCCCGCCCUAAUCACAGACACGCACUCCUCCUCGCCUCCCAGCACGCUGUCUGAAUACGCACAGGCGUCUCUCUCUAAAAUCUGGCACGGCUUCUUCGCCCUGAAGAACAGCAGCUUCCCCACAGACCUGUACCUGCUGGAGGGCGGCGUGGCGUUCUUUAACUCGGUGAUGAAGGAGAGUCUGAGGCUGCAGAGCCAGAACCAGCCCAGCCAGCUCAAGAUCGUCCAGCGGCUCCGCAUGGACCAGACACGCCUAGACGAGGUAGUGCGCCGCAUUAAACUCGGACGGCCGGACGGGUUCGCCAUACUGUUGGCGCUCCAGGGCCCCAUCGACCGCCAGGCCCCCGCCCCCGAGCCCGGAUUGCAGGUGCGCCUGCUUCGACAUCUUGUGACCUACCUGCGGAACAAGGAAGCAGCCGGAGUAGUGAGCCUGCCCGCUGCUAAAGAGGGGGGGCAGGGGGCCAUGCUGUACGCCUUCCCCCCAGGUGUGUUCUCACAACAGUACCUGCAGGCUGCCAAGAGGACUGUGGGUAAUAUAGACGAGGAGCACAUGGUCAUCGUGAUCGUUAACGACACUAACUGAUAAUAACACUGAGACUGUAGAGGGGUCGGUGGAUUUUAUACGGCCGACAGGUUUUUGAUUUGAAACAAGAAAUUCAAGAUAUGAGAAAAACAACAAGCUGCCUCCAUUUACUGUUGAAAUAUAGGAAGACAAAACAUGGAAAAAUGCACAUUACCAUAUUUGGCCUGAUUUUAACUUACCGGUUUUGUUUUGAUCAUAUAAAGGAAGAUCAAAGAAAGGAUAACAUUCUUUUUUUCUUUAACGUGAUCAAAAAAAGUCAGAACUCUGCCUUUCAUCCCAGAAUUCUGAUUUAUUUUCCUAGAACUUGAAAAACUAAAGUUCAAGCAAAAAAUGAACCAUCAUUUUUUUUCUUUCUCUUUUAUUGUUUCCAGAAUAAAUGAACAAAUUAGAACCAGUUCAUUUUUAAUUCCAAACAUUUUUUGUUUGUUCUGAUAAAAAAGGAAAAUCACUGGCGAUGUAACAUUCUUUUUCCUUAGAAGGUGAAAAAGAAUGUUCUCUCCAUGUGUGUAUUUCCUAGUGUUCUGUUCUUUGGUCUUACUCUUGUAUAAGGUAGUUCAUAUUUACAGAAAAGGAUUCAGGCCUUUGAAAAUUUUGAUCAAUUCUGAGAAAAAAAUAGAAUCUCAGAAUUCAGAUUUUUUUCCCCUAGAAUUUGAUAAAAAGAUUUUUUUCCAGCGGCCAUCAUCCUUUUCCAUCCAGAUCAAAUUUGAAAAAAUCAAACCAAUAAAAACGAUCCAUUAUUAGUUACCCAUUCUGUUUUUUCUUUUUCCAAAAAUAAAUGAAAAACAGUUUAUUUUUGAUCAUAUCUGUUGAUGUAACAUUCUUUUCCGUUAUGUGUGGCCCACUGAGGGUGUUGUUACAAAAAGAAUGUUACAUCACCAGCGUUCCUUUCUUUGGUCUUUUUGACUAAAAAUGAUCAUUUUUUAAUUUCUUCAUUCCAUUUUGGAAACAAAAAAAGAGAAAAUAAAAACAGUUUAAUUUUUUUUUAAUUGCAAACUUGAUCUGAACGGCCUCAAAGGGCCACGGUCGGGUUUUAAACUGUAACUGUGAAACAGCUUGUUGUUUGAUUUUUGAUUUCUCCAUUCAAACUGAAACUGCGUUGGCGGGAAACGACACUGACUGAACAGACACCUGCAGGCAUGCACACUCACACAAACACGCACACACAGCGGGCUGGCAGGAGCGCGCUCAGUGAUGACAGAAACUUCCAUGUUUUUAGAAAAAUGUAUGUUAUUGUUUUACGGAGUAUCGUAUGAAUGAAACUGAGCUGAACACUAAAUCUCUUUUACUCUCUGACUCCACCGCUCCCUCGCUGGCCCUCAGUCUAAGAGCAGGCAUGAGUGAGUCAGCAUUCUGGGACAUUAAAGGGCAAUUCUGUCAUUUUUAACUUUAGAACUAGAAGAUUUGAAAAUGCUCCUGUAGAUAAGUGAGCAAGUUCAACUUGGGCGUGAAUGUAUUGGAUUAAAAUGAACUAACAGUGCAUCAGAACAGCAUGCAACACAUGCAAGUAUCAGCGAGAAAAUCAGCUUAAAUCAAAUGUUUCCCCUUUGGAUGUCCUAAAAAAUGCCACACAUAGAGAUUUUUAAUUUCUUUACCUUUUUUUUUUAAUUGUGAGAGGCCCCACACUGUGAUAAAUAAGGCUGGAAGCAAAGAGUAUUUAUCUGAAUAACCAACACAAUUAUUUUACUGAUCAAAAUCCCAUAAUAGCCUCCCAACCUAGAAUCAUAAAUAACUGACAUGUUUAAGAUUUUCAGUCCUAAUGCCUCCAACAGAAUCCCAACGACCACCAAUGAGAUCAAGCAGACUGGGUUACAUCACCAGCUGGGUGUUAGCCCUACUUUUAUCUGACGUCUCCCACUAUUUUAAAAUCCUUUAAGAUUAUAAGAUCGACUAGUGUGUGGUCAGCCACCUUCUCUGCUGUUUUAAUGGCACAGUAAAAUAGCUGAAGCUUCUCUUUUAUUACCGUGUGUUAGUGAAUUAAUCUGCCCUUGCACAAAACCACCAAUGCCAGUGUUUGUGGAGUUUAGAAAGUGUUCGUAAGUUUGUCUGCAAUGUAUGAUGGGUAAAAAUAACUGGACUUCUAUUUGCUGUGGUAUUAGAUAGAUUCAUAUUUAGACUCCUUUCUGCUUCUCUAUGAGCUUCGUGUGACAAGGGACAGUGGGCCGUCUGUGGAGAUUUUUAAAAAGUCAGUAUGAAUGUUGUGAGGCGUUUUGACAGUGAAGCUUUUUGACUAUGCUGCUGCAGAAAUGCACCGGAAUAACACCACUAAUAUGGCUUCAUUUUCACCAGUGUCACAUUGAAUUUCUAAUGUCAUGACUCGAUGAUUCUGUUAGUUAAACAGCUACUUAAAUAUAAAAAUAUUCUCUUCUUAAUAUUCUUCUUAAAUAUUCUCAGAAGGUGAUUGGACAAACGUUCUGUCUGUCCCAUUAAUGAUAGGCCAAUCAGAGUGCAUGAGGUGGUCAGGCAUGCUGGCUGCAGUUUAAACCUGAGCUCUCUAAGCUAGCACUGUCAUAUGAACGGCAGUUUCUCUGUGAAACUCGGAGAAAGAGGCUUUCUUGCUGAAGCCGGUCAGGGGAAGUACAAAAACCGUCUUUUCUACCAAGACAAGCUGUUAAUGCUUUGCUCUUGUUUUCAUAAAGAACUGUGGUUCAGAUCUGAUAAAACUGCGGCUAAACUACAGCUACACCAGAGCUAACUGCUGCACUGGCAGCAGCCAUUACUAUGUGCUUUUACAGCUAAACCACGCCCACAGCUACCGCCUCGUUCACCUUGAGUGACGCUGAUUUGUUGGUUCCUUGCAAAGGUUGUGGGUUGGAGCUUCUCAAGGUGGAUUUGCCAGAUGACAGACUGGUAAAUCCAUCUGCUGUGCAAAGUUAUCAAAUACAAAAGGCUCCAGAAAUCUGCAAGGAUGUUUUUAAACUACAGUCUCUUAAUUUUUAAUGAGCCAUGGUACCAAACGGCACUAGAGCCUCAAACAAUGUAUAAUUUUAAAGAACUAUGUGCUGCAAAUAUCAAAAAUUGCAGGAACACUCCUGAAUGUCUACAUUUAUAUGAUGUGUGUGACUUGACCUGAAAAUUUUGACGAUGAAAAUCAAGAUAUUACCAGAUACUGUCUGCCUCUGAUGCCUAUUUGAGUCUCAGUGGUGUUGAAAUAGUUGAAUUUAUAAAAUCUUAAAUUCCUGGUAUUGUGAAAACCACAUUGAGAUCUUUAUAGUGUAAAAACGGAGAUAAAAUGUCAGAAUUGCCCUUUAAAGUUGAUCCAGUCCUGUAGGACACACAUAAAGGAGCGGGGAAUCUCAGACAGAGCUGUUGUUUUGUACUCUAAACUGUAACAUUGAACACUAAACCUGAGGCUUUGUUUAUAUGCUUGUUGACUUUAUUUGUGUAUUUUAUUGCCUUUUUAUCAGAUGUUGUGUAUAUGAGAUAUUCUGGGACUGGUCGGUUUUCUACUAAGUGAUUGUACUGUAAGCUGAACGUGAUGCCGGCGGCUGUAGUGACGUGUUUUUGUUUUUGCUAAAAGCGCCAGUCGAGCCCAAAGUGACCCUCCCGACCCGUCCCUGUGACUGUACAGUAUAUCUGAACCAUUCCAGACUCUUCUCUGCUAACGAACGCCGUGUUCGCUCUCUUAAUGCAUGCUGGGAAAGAAAAGGUUUCUAUUUUGUCAUGUAUGCUUCCCUCUCUGUGACCUGCUGAGGUUCAGGCCGGUGCUGAUCGUAUUACUGGUUCAGAUUUUAUAUUGUAAAAUGACUUUUAUUCAAUUUUAAUACAUCCAUCCAUCCAUCCAUCUUUA
Molecule: messenger RNA, 6526 nt
Organism: Cheilinus undulatus (humphead wrasse)
Lineage: Eukaryota; Metazoa; Chordata; Actinopteri; Labriformes; Labridae
Gene: rbm15b
Product: RNA binding motif protein 15B
Exons: 2
Coding region: 232-2739 (835 amino acids)
Biological process (GO): regulation of alternative mRNA splicing, via spliceosome
Cellular component (GO): nucleus
Molecular function (GO): mRNA binding
Source: RefSeq, a predicted model, not a curated record